This is a messenger RNA of Oreochromis aureus, 720 nucleotides long. Its product is annotated as zinc finger protein 70-like. Bases 25 to 720 code for a protein of 231 amino acids. Gene Ontology annotation, cellular component: nucleus. NCBI's taxonomy places the organism in Eukaryota, Metazoa, Chordata, Actinopteri, Cichliformes, Cichlidae. The record is from RefSeq and is a predicted model, not a curated record. The transcript has a single exon.
UCUCAAAAGAGGACAUGUCACAGAAUGCAAACAAGAGAGAAGCUGCAUACUUGCAAAACAUGCGAGAAAAGCUUUAGUGAAAAGAGCAUUUUGUUGCGUCACACAAAAACUCACACGGGAGAGAAGAUUCAUUCUUGCAAAACAUGUGAGAAAACCUUUAGUCAAAGCAGUGAUUUGAUGAUCCACGUGAGAAUCCACACUGGCGAGAGGCCGUAUUCUUGUAAAGCAUGCGGGAAGUCUUUCAAUCAAAGUGGUCAUUUGAUGGCCCACCAGCGAAUCCACACCGGCGAGAGGCCGUAUUCUUGCACAAUGUGUGGAAAAACUUUUAGUCAAGGUAGUAAUUUGUUGAGCCACAUGCGAUGCCACACAGGAGAGAAGCCUCACGUUUGUAAGACCCGCGGGGAAAGAUUUACAACGUCAGCCCCGCUUAAAAUCCACACCGCGAGCCACACAGGAGAGAGGCCUCAUCCUUGCCAAGCAUGUGGGAAAACCUUCACUACACGCUGUAACCUGCUGCGCCACAUGAGAACGCACACAGGAGAGAAGCCGUAUGUUUGUGAGACCUGCGGGGAAAGAUUUACUCUGUCAACGUCACUUAAAAGCCACAGAACUAUCCACACGAGACAGAAACCGUAUCACUGUAAAGCUUGUGGGAAAAUGUUCCGCCAGAGUCAUCAUUUGUCGUUGCACAUGAAAACCCACAAACAGCAGAAGUCGUAG